CAGGACUGGUUUUCACAUUGCUCUUGUUUUGUUGGACACGCCCUUUGGUCAGGUUUGGUUGAAGGCGAACAUUUUUUUCCCCGUGUAAGAAUCUCAUAGCGACGCGCAUCUACUCGGAGUGGAGGAUCGGAACCACCUAAAGGUUGGGAACUAUUAACAGCUUAUUCUUUCAAUAUUGGAAGUGUCCCUGUGGAUAACGUACUUGAACCUCCACCCGUCCGCCCCAGCAAACGUAACCUUUGUUAUAACGUCACACCGUCAUCCCACGCCAGUGUCCCUUUCCUUCCCCUCUCUUCGAACUCUUUGAGACUGCUAGUGAAAGUCUGAGCGUAAAUUAACAUGGAUAAAACCGAGCUCAUCCAGAAAGCCAAGCUCGCAGAGCAAGCUGAGCGAUAUGAUGACAUGGCCGCGUCCAUGAAGGAGGUGACCGAGAAAGGAGCAGAGCUCUCGUGUGAGGAGAGGAACCUCCUGUCGGUCGCCUACAAGAACGUUGUUGGGGCCCGUAGAUCGGCAUGGCGCGUCAUCUCGGCCAUUGAGCAGAAGACCGAGGGCAGCGACAAGAAGCUCCAGAUGGUAAAGGAGUACCGGGAGAAGGUGGAGACCGAGCUGCGCGACAUCUGCAACGAUGUGUUGGGGCUGCUGAGCAAGUAUCUCAUUGAGAACGCCCCUAAUGCGGAGAGCAAGGUGUUCUAUUUGAAGAUGAAGGGAGACUACUACAGGUACCUGGCCGAAGUGGCCUCUGGGGAGGACAAGAAGGAGACGAUAUCCAACUCUCAGCACUCGUACCAGGAGGCGUUUGACAUCAGCAAGAGUGAGAUGCAGCCCACACACCCCAUCCGCCUGGGCCUGGCCCUCAACUUCUCAGUCUUCUUCUACGAGAUCCUCAACUCCCCGGAGAAAGCCUGCUCACUGGCCAAACAGGCUUUUGAUGACGCCAUCGCUGAGCUGGACACGCUGAGCGAAGACUCGUACAAAGACAGCACCCUCAUCAUGCAGCUGCUCAGAGACAACCUGACACUAUGGACAUCUGACAACGCGCCAGAUGAGACGGAGGCUGGGGAGGGUGGUGAGAACUGAGGCUCCACGUCCGUCCUCGACAGAAAAUUUAAAAAACAAAAUGAGAAGGAAAAAAAAUAAAACUUUUACACCUUUAUUUGUUAUUGUUUCAUUUGACAUGAUUCCAGUACUGAACACCCUCUGUUACCAUGGAGCUGUUAGUGUGUGGGAAUUGAAUCGUUUUAGUUUUCACCACGACUCAUCUUGAUUCGAAGAAAGGCUUGAUUUAAAGUAAACAUUAUUGCCAUCCCUGAUCCUGUUUGUCUCGGCCAUUCCUGAUGUGCAGUUUCUGCUUUAGAAAAGUAAUUAGCUUCGACCUAACAUUCAAAUGUCUGAACUCGACAACAUUGAAUGUUUGGGUCCAGAAACGUCUGUCUGGGGAAUUUCAAAGGCGAUUUAUAAAGCGCCAGCAUCGUACAGCCUGGUCAUGGUGAGGAUGGAGAGACGUUAAGCCGACCCAGAUGUGACCGGAAUUCUGGCACAUCCGCUGUUCCACGUUGGUGUUCUUUCAAAAUAAAAGCUGCACGCUAGCACUGGUCAACACCUGCUGGACCGCGAACACAACGAAAGUCAGUGUUGUCCGUCCCUAAUUGCAGCCAAUUCUCUUAAUGCCCUGCUUUUGACCAGAUCCCUGGUCAGUUGCAGUGUGCUGUAAACCGGCAAAGGGGUGCUAUUGGGUUGCAGGUUUUUUUGGUAAAGGUGCUGGGCGUGGGCUCCUGUAGGUCUUGCAGAACACUUCCCUAGUUUUGUUAUUCACAUCAAUGUGUUACUUUGUAGCAUGUCUGACCAUGAAAAGGUGGCACUUUAUGAAGAAAAAAAAAGUAUAAAAACUGAAAAGACAAAAAAGAAAUUUAUCAAAAACAUGCAUGCCCCCUUUUGUUUUCUCUCUCAAUGUACACUGGAAUGGGUGUCAAUAUUGCAUCCACAAAGUCCUGUUGGUAACUUUUCAGUACUUCUCAUUGCAGGUUUGUGCACAUAGUAAAGAAGGUGUUUGGUUAGCCCAGUGAUUGUCAUUAGAGAUUUGGACCACUAAUUGUAUUUUUUUUCUUGCCCAUUGAUUGUAGUCCCCUAAGCCUUGUGAAACUGUUUUAAUGCCCUAUGUAACAGCUACGUAACAUGAAUAAAAAUGACAUUUUGUAAA
Esox lucius (northern pike) is the source of this 2197-nucleotide messenger RNA. RefSeq names its product 14-3-3 protein zeta/delta-like. NCBI's taxonomy places the organism in Eukaryota, Metazoa, Chordata, Actinopteri, Esociformes, Esocidae. The record is from RefSeq and is a predicted model, not a curated record. The transcript has 6 exons. Gene Ontology annotation, cellular component: cytoplasm. Gene Ontology annotation, biological process: signal transduction. Bases 340 to 1077 code for a protein of 245 amino acids.